Messenger RNA from Ahaetulla prasina, 1404 nucleotides. RefSeq names its product zinc finger protein RFP-like. The transcript has a single exon. The record is from RefSeq and is a predicted model, not a curated record. Bases 309 to 791 code for a protein of 160 amino acids. Lineage: Eukaryota; Metazoa; Chordata; Lepidosauria; Squamata; Colubridae. Gene Ontology annotation, molecular function: zinc ion binding.
UCUCUCUUUAACAGGAUGCUAGGAUCAAUUGUAAUUGAUCGGUAGAUCGUCCCAGGGAUGUUUACCUCUCUCCGGUUUUUAAAACAAUUUUCCCUUUAACGAGCUGGUUGGGCCAAUAGUAACUGAUUCCCGUGAAUUUUUGCUCCUCUCCAAAUUGUUCUUUUUAAAGUGCGGUAGUUCUUCUUUAAGAAGCCAGCGAAGCUGACCUCAAAGCAGCAACUAUUCAUUUGGGUUUCCCGCCUGCGCGGAGCCCAAAGAUGGUCAGCUGAUAAGAAGCGAAACUUAACUUUCUCUUUCCUUUCCCGGCGAUGGCGGCCGAAGCGCGCUUGCAGGGUUUGCUGGAAGAAGGCACCUGCUCCAUUUGCCUGGAGUUUUUCCAGGACCCCGUGCUCAUGCCGGAGUGCGGCCACAACUUCUGCCGGGGCUGCCUGACCCGCAGUUGGGGGACGUCGGAAUCGGAGGCUUCCUGCCCCCAAUGCAGACAAACCUUCAGACUCUGCAACCUCCUCCCCAACAGGCAGCUGGCGCGGAUGGUGGAAGUGGCCAGGCGAUGCGGAGGUCCUUGGGGCGAGGAAGGAGGGAGCUUCUGCCCGAAGCACCGGGAGCCCCUGAAGCUCUUUUGUAGGGACCACGAGACCCUCAUCUGCGUGGUCUGCGACCGAUCCAAAGAGCACAAGGGCCACUCGGUGAUCCCUCUGCAGGAGGCUUUCCAGGAAUACCAGAUAGGAAUCAGCCAGGAGGAAUCACUGCAGGGAGCCAUUCAGAUCCUUGGUCUUCCUGGCAAUCCUUGAACCAAUUUACUUGCUUCCUCUGUUGUCUGCAAAUUGGGUUUAGCCUGGUGCAGAACCAUCAGUCAGAACCAGACUGGAGAGAAGAUUCAAGGAGCUUUUAUUGAAGUACUUCAGCAAAAGAGUCUCGGCAGCUAAAAGAGCCGAGACCCUGAACCAUAUACAAUACAAAUUUUAUACAGUUUAGAUUAAGGAAGUUAACAUCCUAAGAAUCACUCAUUGGUUCCUUGACUUGUUUUUUUUUUUAAUUUCUUGUCCUGACCUACUUUAACCUCCUAGCAAACCCCUUCAGGGGAAUUUUGAGAGUUGAAGUCCACAAGUCUUACAAUUGCCAAAGUUGGACUAGGCAAUGCUUAGGUGUUGUUUAAAAAAACAAUGAGUCUUCCAGUCCGGAGGGGGUGUUUGGAAGCUGAACUCCAUUCACACAAGAGGGUUAAACUCUUGGGGGUGAAGACACAAACCAGGCCUGCAGCUGAAGCUCUUGUUCUUCUUCCUUUCUUCUUCUCUUCCCCCUUAGAGAGAAUGUAAUUCUGGAUCCAGACCCUGCCCAUCCUGACUGCCUUGACAUCUCUGAAGAUCGAAAAAGCGUCAAAGGACUUAAUCCAGUUAAAAAAAU